Messenger RNA from Pocillopora meandrina, 3843 nucleotides. NCBI's taxonomy places the organism in Eukaryota, Metazoa, Cnidaria, Anthozoa, Scleractinia, Pocilloporidae. The record is from the annotation of a GenBank genome assembly.
AUGGCGUCCCGAUGGAGGACUUGGGACGCAGAAUAUUACAUCGAUGCACAUACCUCUAAAAUGCCUGAGGAAACAGAACCAAUAACAGCGGUUGGGCACGGAAGAGGAAAACCUGCAAAAGAUGUCGCCUCUCUCAGUCUACCCAAGGCCGCUUUGGAAAUAACAAAGGACAAAAACACGGCUCAGGCGCCUGCAAUAGGCCGCGGAAGAGCUAAUGUAAUGAAAGCACGUGCACUAACUGAUUCACCCCCUAUAAGGAAACCAGGGGAAAAGAAAGCAACAGCUGACACCAGUGUUAUUAAGGUGAAGUACUGUCUCUUUUGAUGCGGUAUGAACUUGUAAAAGUUAAAGCUACUAAUAUGCACGUGGCGCAGUGAAAUGGUUAAAACUUGGUAAUUAAACAGUCUGGAGGAAGAGGAGAUAGGAAAAAAAUAAAUAGGAAAAUAAUUAACCCUUUAACCCCUAAGAGUGACUAGCAUCUAAUUUCUCCUUACAAUAUCACCACUGAAUCACACAGUAAUGUCAUGAGAUUAAAGGAAAUGAUCACCAACUAAGGAAACUCUUGACUGUUAGACAAAUUCUCUUUAUCAGCACCUUAGUAAAUAUACAGAGAACAGUAUGGAGAAUAUGAAUACUGAUGUUAGGGUGUAAAGGGUUAAAAAUGUAAUCUGAAUUUCCAUUUAAUAGUUAUUGAAGGUAAUUUUAUCUUUAAUUAUAAACUUGCUCGCUAACCCUCAAGCUCCCAGAAGUGAUAAACAUGUAGCUCCUUCCCAAAAUAUCAACACAUUAUCCAGUAAACAGGUAAUGAGAAUACUUUAACUUUUCAGGUUGAAGUUGUUAUCUUGAUUUAAUGCCAAAUUCUUGUAAUUAGUUUACAACAAAAUGUGUUGCAGCUAGAGGGGAGAAUGAACAGUCAGAUUUUAGGAGUUAAAGGGUUAAUUAACAUUCUUGACUUGGUAUCAUUUUAAUAUUAAAACUAUAACAAUUUGAUUUAAUCUUCACAGUUGGAACUACCUCAAAAGCAGUAGGUACUACAACAUUUAAGAUUGACUGAAAUCUAUGGUGACCGUGCUUUUCUCGAUGUAAAGUAAUAUUUUCCCCUAUUUAUUUCUUUUUCAGCAACUAGAAUCCUUCCCUCCCUUAUCAGCAGCUUAUCCAACCAAAUCAAGAUCAAGUAAACAAAAUACAGAACAGCCAACCUCCACAACAAUAGUUGACAAUCCAGUUCCAAAUUACACUUCACCUGCACUUCCUAAAGUAAUAGAAGCAAUUUUUCUGCUAUCUGCCCCUAGAUAUAUCAUUUCUAGACUUUUCAGUGUUUUUCGUUACACUUAGGAGUUUGAUCCAUUUUUUAAAGUCCAAAUAAACCGUCUCCUUUUGCAAAGUCAUGGAGAGGGAAAUCCAAUAUCAUUUGAAAAAUCAGCUGUGGGAAUCUGGUUGAGAGUGGUAGAAGGGACUAUGUUCUUUGAAAGUGUGAACAUUUUUCAAAGUUGAAUUGGAUUUUAAUUAUCAUCUUAUUUUUCCAGGAGGUCAGCACACCUUUUCUUUUGAUUUUUAUAGAAACUUCUUUGUUUUUUAAAAGCAUAUGCAUCUUCAACGUUAUAAAUUCUAAAAUAAUUAUCUUCUAUCCUUCGCUUUCUCUCCAAAAGCUUUGCUUUUACAAUUGAGACCCAAUGGAUAUUUUCAUAAGCUACAUGUAUGAUCUCACUUUCUGAGUGAUCAUGCAGUGUCAAACAGAUUUUUGCAGAAAAAUCCUCUAAAAUAUUGCCUAUUUUUGCAGAAAGAUUUAUUACAGUCAUUGGAUGGCAGUGAUGUGAUCAUUAUUGAAAAUUUUCCUCCAAACAUUACAGAACAGGUAAUUAUUAUUAAUGCUCUGUUACUUAUAUUGAUCAUUAUAGGAAUUUUUUAUUUGAUCUUUUUAAUGAUGUGUAAAAUGAAAAGGAUUUAUAAUGAAUUUAAUGUGUACAUUUUUUCAGGAUCUAAUUGAUCUACUUAAUCCAUAUGGUGAUGUUCUAUCAUGUGUGAUUGAAAGAGAUGGCAAUGGAAUAAGCUUAGGAACAUCACUUAUCAGGUUUGCUACAUCUGAAAUGUGAAGAUGUUUUCACAGGGAGGCACAUCUGUCUAUUCAAUCUAGCUACCUGCUCUACUUUUUACUUUGAUUCAUAUUUCAAUAGCUCGUUUAUUGCCUGCCUGUAGCAUUUACCUGUGGUACAAGGGUAUGGCAUAAAUUUUUAAUAGACUGGCCCCUACACCAGACUAUGAUGAGUAUUUUAUAAUCCAAAAUUGUUACUCUUCCAUACCAGAGGGAGGAUUUCAUACACAUUAGUACCCCCUUCCCUUUCCACAGGUCACAGGUUGCAUACAGGAAUCACAUUUGUAUGCAAGCAGUAGGGUCAAUAACCAGGGCAGGUGUGGCAUAAAGUUAUCUCUCAAGGUUAUUUCUACCUAGUCAUAGAAGCUUUGUGAGUCCCUAAGAGAGGCUCUUUUGUGAUUUCUGGUUUUUCUGCUGUUUUGCUUUAGAAUGGAGAGCAGGACUGCCUGUGAAUGGAUAGUGAACACAUUUACUGGUGAAGUUUACCCUGGUCAGUAACAACAGUGUUUUAGAGGAUGUCGUAUUUGUUUUAAACUUGUCCAUACAAUCAUCAUCAUCAUCACCACUAUCAGCGGUAUACCUACCAUCGUUAUUCCAUUUAUUGCGAUUAUCGUUUUCUCUAUAUUUGCUGUUUACUUGGUCUUGUUAAAGCAGAGAGGUGGUGGGGAGAAUUUAACGCAGGCAGGCAAACCCAACACCCAGUCAAGGGUUUGCUUGACUUUUAGGACUUCUCCUUACCCCUGGGGCUUAGAUGAGGACAAAGUGAUCACAGAAAAGCAAACUUUACAUUAAAAACGUUUUAACAACACUUUUAGGAAAUCAGGCCCUAUUCUUCUGUUACAGGAGCUAGUGAACCUAUGGUGUGUCGUUUCCUCACAGAGUAAUGAACGCAGAAAUGAAGUAUCACAUUAACGACAAAGUUGAAGAACAGCUCAUCUGCCAAUUCAAUCUCUUUUCCAUGUCGCAGCAGGUCUCAAAGAGAGGAAUACAACUGUGCUUAAUUCUUGCGUUUGUCGCGUCGUGUUUUGUAGUUUAUGAUCUCUUACUUGGAGUCUUAUUCGUUUCCUGUUUGUUUUUCCGUUAGUGGAUCCUCUUCGCGGUGUCUGGCCUUUAGAGCUGUAACAAUUUUUAUUUUUAAAUAUUUUUGUGUUAUCUAUUGCUAUGACCUAAGGUAUGAGGAUCACAAGACUUAACUACUGAGGAACUGAAAAACAUAGGCAUGCAUAGCAUGCGAGCGUUCUUUUUUUUCAUCAUUACAGCCACAAAGAACAUAACUUUCAAAAGAACGAAAAUAUCGCAGAAAGACAGGAAAAAACCUAACUUAUCUGAACUCACACAUAUAUUUUGUGGUCUAUUGUCUCUAUUAUCUAAAUACUUCUAAGUAAAAAUGAAAUGAAUCGGUGCCACGCUUACUGUUGUCUCCUUCGCAGCCGUUUGAGAGAGAGUGCGUUGCGUGACGAGGCCAAAUAACGGUUGAAAGAAAGACUAAGCUUACUAUCGUUCCUCUAACAGAGAGGAAAUCUAAAUUCUUUGUCUACAGUUUGUUACCACAAAAAUAUAAUCUCGCUGAAUUUUACUACGAAAAGCAAACUGAAACUCUGUCGUACCUGUAAUAGACCCUAACCAAAGAUAUAUUGUGAUCUCGAAUAAGUGAAAAUACAUUGAACAAGAGAAAAAUAUAAUAUUUCAAAGAGGGUUCCAUGAUUUGUUGUUUCCUAUCUGGACUUUGCCCUCUGUGAGUGAAAUACGAG